AUGCACGGCUCCGCUCUCUCUCCAAAGGCGUGAAAGCUUUUCCUUUUUCUCUUCUGCUGUCAACUGAACGUUUUCCUUCAAAAGUUAUCACCACAGUGGAGUGCCAGAGUUGGAAUCCUCAUCUGGGUCAACUAAAAAAAGAAAGUAUGCAAGACGACAACAUAGAAACUUCUACGUCCAUCUCUCAGCUCCUAAGAGAGAGCUAUUUAGCUGAAACCAGACAUCGGGGGAACAAUGAGAGAAGUCGGGCUGAACCGUCCUCCAAUCCUUUCCAUUUCGGGAGUCCUUCAGGAGCUGCCGAAGCUGGAGGCGGCCAAGAUGACCUUCCUGAUCUUUCAGCCUUUUUGAGCCAAGAAGAGUUAGAUGAAAGUGUCAAUCUGGCGAGACUGGCUAUCAAUCAUGACCCUUUGGAGAGAGCAGAUGAAGCUUCAGCCCGAAAACGUCUUUCUGAUCAGAUGAAACACUCAUCGAAACCAAGCUUUGAGCCUAACUUCUGCCAGGACAGCCCUCGCAGCCCUGCUGACUCUAGAGAGAGCCACCCAGAGGCGAAGAAGCCACAGUAUAGUUCUGAAAGUCAGUCCAAAAAAGUAUUCUUAAACAAGGCUGCCGAUUUCAUCGAAGAGCUCUCCUCCCUCUUCAAAGCCCACAGCUCCAAGAGGAUUAGACCUCGGGCCUGCAAAAACCACAAGAGUAAACUGGAAUCUCAAAACAAAGGUAUGCAGGAAAACAGCUCCAGUUUCUCAGCUCUGUCCGAAAGGCGAGAACGAUCUUCUGUUCCCAUCGCUAUCCCUACAGAUACCAGGGAUAAUGAAGUAAAUCACGCCCUUGAGCAGAGGGAAGCCAGGAGGCGUGAAGCUGAGCAGGCUGCCAGUGAGGCAGCCGGUGGGGACACCACACCAGGGUCUUCACCUUCAUCUCUGUACUAUGAAGAACCUUUAGGGCAACCUCCCCGAUUUACACAAAAGUUACGGAGCAGAGAAGUUCCAGAAGGAAGCAGAGUACAGCUGGACUGCAUAGUGGUAGGAAUUCCGCCACCUCAAGUAAGGUGGUAUUGUGAAGGUAAGGAACUUGAAAAUUCUCCAGACAUUCACAUCAUCCAGGCAGGAAAUCUCCACUCACUGACCAUUGCUGAAGCCUUUGAAGAGGACACGGGACGCUAUUCCUGCUUUGCUUCAAACAUCUAUGGGACAGAUUCAACUUCUGCUGAAAUUUAUAUAGAAGGAGUUUCUUCCUCUGACUCAGAAGGGGACCCUAACAAGGAAGAAAUGAACCGAAUCCAGAAGCCAAAAGCGGCGGCAGCCUCUCCCACUGUCUCUGCAGCCAUUUCUUCAGCAGUACCCCCCACCCAGCACAUGGAGGUCCGGCCCAGGGUGACAACCCUCCAGCAGUGUCAGAGCCCUACCAACUAUUUGCAAGGCUUGGACGGGAAACCUAUUAUAGCAGCUCCUGUGUUUACCAAGAUGUUACAAAAUUUAUCAGCAUCUGAGGGUCAGCUGGUCGUCUUUGAAUGCAGAGUAAAAGGAGCUCCGUCACCUAAAGUUGAGUGGUAUAGAGAAGGGACCUUGAUAGAAGAUUCUCCAGAUUUUAGAAUUUUACAGAAAAAACCUCGAUCCAUGGCUGAGCCAGAAGAGAUUUGUACUUUGGUCAUUGCUGAGGUAUUUGCAGAAGACUCUGGAUGCUUCACCUGUACUGCAAGCAACAAAUAUGGCACAGUGUCGAGCAUAGCCCAGCUGGACGUAAGAGGAAAUGAGGAGCUCAGUAACAAUGGGUCUCUUCACUCAGCCAACUCCACCACCAAUCUGGCUGCUACGGAGCCACAGCCAUCCCCACCAAACUCAGAGCGUCCUGUGGAACAGCCUCGCAGACCCAAACUCGAAGGGGUUCUGGUGAAUCACAGUGAGCCUCGAUCCAGCUCCAGGAUUGGACUCCGGGUGCAUUUCAACCUGCCUGAAGAUGACAAGGGAAGUGAAGCCUCCUCUGACGGUGGAUUGGGGGCCACCAACCAGCCCAGGCCUGAUUCCUUCCAGGAAAGAUUCAAUGGACAGGCAGCAAAACUCCCUGAGCCUUCUUCACCUAUCAAAGAGCCCCCUCCAGUUCUGGCCAAGCCCAAACUGGAUUCCACACAGCUACAACAGCUUCACAACCAAGUCCUCCUGGAGCAGCAGCAGCUGCAGGCCCCGCCGCCGCCCUCGUCUCCCAAGGAGCCCCCUUUCAACGUCAGCGUUUUCAACUCCACUGCGCCCCUGGCCGUGACCGUGUCCAGCAAGCAGGUGAAGGCCCCGUCCUCGUCGGCGUCGUCGGCGGCGGCGCAGGCGGUCAGCGUGGCCCGACCCAAGCCCUUCUUGGCGUCCGCCAGCGAGUCCCCGUCCAGUCCCCCGGGGUCCACGCUCGGCGGGGCGCCCCCGGGCCUCCAGAGGACCCUGAGCAGAGAGAGCCUCGUGGUCUCCCAGCCCCCCGUGCAGACCAAGGCGCCCGGAGCGGCGUCCGGCCAGAACGAGCCCCCCGCGCCAGGCCCGCCAGAGCCAGCGGCCACUCCGCUCGCCUUUCUCGUGUCCAGCGGAAGCCAGUUCCAGCCGCGCUGCGUGUCCCCGUCUCCCGUGUCCCCCACCGGCCGGAUUCAAAACCCGGUGGCCUUCCUCAGCUCUGUCCUGCCUUCGCUCCCCGCCGUCCCGCCCACCAAUGCCAUGGGGCUGCCCCGGAGCGCACCCACCGUCCCUUCCCAGGGACUAAUGAAGAAAAAUACAAAGUCUGCCCAGCCAGUGAACGAUGAUUACAUUCGUGAAGCCAAGAAUGCAGUGAUUCUAGACUUGGGGAAAAAGAUGAAUUUCAGUGAUGUCAAAUUAAACCAGCAGGAGUACAAAAUUUCAAACUUUGAACAGAGGCUGAUGAAUGAAAUAGAGUUUCGCCUAGAACGGACCCCUGUGGAUGAAUCAGAUGAUGAAAUCCAACACGAUGAGAUCCCCACGGGCAGAUGUCUUGCUCCCAUCUUUGACAAAAGACUCAAGCACUUCCGGGUCACAGAAGGCUCUCCAGUCACUUUCACCUGCAAAAUUGUUGGGAUACCUGUUCCAAAGGUUUACUGGUUCAAAGAUGGGAAACAGAUUUCAAAGAGAAAUGAGCACUGCAAAAUGAGGCGUGAGGGAGAUGGGACGUGUUUGCUACAUAUUGAGUCCACCACGGGUGAUGAUGACGGCAACUAUACCAUCAUGGCUGCCAACCCCCAGGGGAGAAUCAGCUGUUCUGGCCACUUAAUGGUACAGAGUUUGCCCAUUCGCAGUCGGCUCACAGCUGAUGGUCAGUCUCACAGAGGAAGAUCCCGGGGGCAAGAAAGAGACAAAGAACCCCUUCAGGAACGCUUUUUCAGACCCCACUUCCUGCAGGCGCCUGGGGACAUGGUAGCUCAUGAAGGACGCCUCUGUCGGCUGGACUGUAAGGUGAGCGGCUUACCACCCCCGGACUUGACCUGGCUGCUCAAUGGCCACCCCGUGCUUCCAGAUGCCUCCCACAAGAUGCUCGUCAGGGAAACUGGAGUCCACUCUCUGCUCAUUGACCCACUCACUCAGCGCGAUGCGGGGACCUACACUUGUGUUGCCACCAACAAAACUGGGCAGAAUUCCUUUAGUCUGGAGCUCACUGUAGUGGCCAGAGAAGUAAAGAAAGCGCCGGUGAUUCUGGAGAAGCUGCAGAACUGCGGCGUUCCCGAAGGCCACCCCGUGAGGCUGGAAUGCCGCGUGAUUGGCAUGCCGCCGCCCGUGUUCUUCUGGAAGAAGGACAAUGAGACCAUCCCGUUCACCAGAGAGAGAGUCAGUAUGCACCAGGAUGCAACAGGUUACGUCUGCCUCUUCAUUCAGCCAGCGAAGAAAUCAGACGCAGGCUGGUAUACACUGUCAGCCAAGAAUGAAGCCGGCAUCGUGUCCUGCACUGCGAGGCUGGAUAUCUACGCUCAGUGGCAUCAGCAGAUCCCGCCACCCAUGUCCAUCCGGCCCACCGGCAGUCGCUACGGAUCUCUCACCACUAAAGGGCUUGACAUUUUCUCGGCCUUUUCCUCCAUGGAAAACACAAUAGUGUACUCGUGCUCUUCUCGGAGCGUAGUGGAGAGUGACGAACUUUAAGGAUGUCUGGGUGCCUGCGAUGGAAUGGGGUGAGUGGUGGCAAGGGACACAACGUCCAAACAAGGUGGUUUCCAAGCAACUGGAUUUGAGUCAGUUCCCGUGCUGCUGGACCAGUAGAAAAGAGUGCUUUAAGUAUGUCAGCUGGGGACUCUUGCCGUCUUGGCUGCCAGAAAGAUGUAGAGAUGUAGAGUUGUUGUUUUUUUUUUUAAAGAUUCCAGCCAAAAUGUGAGAAAACAAUACAGAUGAACCAAAGAUGUCGCACAGUUGCCAUCCCUACUUUGGGGAAAGCCAGCAUGUUCCCCAGCACCCUGCUAUGAUAGUAAUGGUUAGGCCAGGCGAAUUAGGGCCAAUAGCUUGGGUCAGGAGGCAUCAGUAGUAACCUCACGAACUCACCAAACAAUGCAAAGGGGGUUGGUGGGAGAUCCAUCACCUUCCGGGAUUUACUGAUGGCGGUAGCCUUGGUGGGUUCGUUAAAGCAGCUUCUACUCAGCCGUACGAGAUCCUACCAUACAACUCACAUGAUGAAGGAAAGUCAACACUUGCGAUUUGCUUAUCCAGGGUAGAUGGAGUCAACCUUAGGAGGUGCCAACUGUGUUUAAGAUUGAAAAACAACAUUUUCUUCAUUGAAACAUUCAAUAUUGCACAGUACACUUAUUCUGUAGCCAAAACAGGGCGCUGCCAGCUUGUCUGCACCCUUUUCUUUUGGAUAUUAUGGUGAGAGAUUUCUUCCUUAUUUACCCCAAAAUUCUAAAACUGAAGGGUUGUUAAUAAACUAGUAAGAAAGAACUUCUCUCUGGGUGUUAAUUGUCACCUGCAUAAUAGGCAAGAGUCCUCUUUAUCUGCCCCUAAAAUAUGUACCUUUCUGCUCCUCCCCUGCUGCCCAAAAGUCUGGAAUAGUAUAAGGCAGUGAGAAAGGAAGAGAUGCAAACUAGGAGCAGAAGUGAUGGGAGGGUAUAGUUUUCCACUUGCCCCAGAGGUUGAGGAAGAAGGGGACUUGAAGAGCUCUUGGCUUCUUAAAGUGUAAUCAAUAAUCAAAUUAGGUGUUUAAAAAGGGAGGAAAGAUGCUAAUGGGGGCAGGGUAAAGAAAGGGGAAAGGAGCUGGUACGAUAGCACGGCGGGUAGGGCAUUUGCCUUGCACACGGCCAACCCGGGUUCGAUUCCCAGCAUCCCAUAUGGUCCCCCGAGCAUUGGCAGGAGUAACUCCUGAGUGCAGAGCCAGGAGUAACCCCUGUGCGUUGCCAGGUGUGACCCAAAAAGGAAAAAAAAAAGGAAAGAAAGAAAGAAAGGGGAAACAUGAAUCUUUAUUCUCUUCCACCAAUUCCAAGCCUGCCUCUCCAAAGAAUUUUUAGACAUAAAUUCAUAUGAUGCCCACAAUACCUAGGAAAAUGCUUCCAGAAAGUAAAUAUUCAAUAUUUUCUAUUUUCUGGGCGAAUGAAUCUUAUAUUCUAUAGAGAGAAAUCUACAGUUCACUCACCACCCCAAAUUUGCCCUAAGUGGGGUUAGAGCGAUAGCACAGCGGGUAGGGUGUUUGCCUUGCAUGCAGCCGACCGGGGUUCAAUUCCCAGCAUCCCAUAUGGUCCCCCAAGCACGGCCAGGAGCAAUUCCGAGUACGGCCAGGAGCAAUUCCUGAGUGCAGGAGCCAGGAGUAAUUCCUGUGCUUCGCCGGGUGCGACCCUAAAAGAAAAUUAAAAUUUGCCCUAAGAGUGGUUCCCACAGUGAAGGUCCCUCCAGACUCACAGGUGAAGUACAUUGGAGGCACCUUGGUACCACUUCCUGAGGCCUGAGCUCAUAUGGUCUCUGAGCCAAACAAUAGUAACUAUAAAGGAAGCCCUGGAACUCUCUUUAUUUCAAGGCAGGAGGCCCCGUCUAAAAAUGAAUUCAUUUGUGGCCAGAAAUGUUUUGUCUGUACUCAAGAGGCAGAGCACAGACCUGGCAUGUGCAAGCCCCUGGGUUUGAGCCCCGCCCUGGCAUCCCUCCCCCCUGGCACCACCAGCUCUGGCCCCAACAACAACAAAAGUCAAACUAAACUCACAUACUCAAAAAAUCGUCUGUGUCCAGAAUGUUAUGCUAGAGGAUUUAGGAGACACAGAGAUAGGAAAAAAGACACAGUCCUUUCCUCAGGGUGCUUACAAUCUCAUGGGUGAAACAUGAUAUAAGCCAUGUAGAUGGUCACUUUUUGAGACAAAAGUCUAUUCUUUAUAAAAAAAAAAAACUAGUAGUUUCUAAUAAUCUUCCUCUUGCAUUGCAUAGCUAAAAUCAUCCUAAUUAUUUUCAAUUUUAUUUCUGAGUAAAACAAAAUACUUUGGGUUACAUCCAAGAAAUAAGAAUUGCAGUACCAGAGAAAGAGCUCAGUGGUGAAGUGCAGGCUUUGUAUGGAGAAGACCAGGGUUCGAUUCAGCACCACCAGGGACUACUUGGCCCCCCAACACCACUAGAAGCAACCGCCAACUGAAUAUCCAUGUGGUCCCCACACACAAAAAAAGAAUUUCUGUAAAUUAUUCAACAGAAUUAUUAUAUUUAGUUUCCUUUUUCAUGUAUUCAGGAGAAAUACUAAAAAAAUAGAAACCUGCAAUGAAUGCCAUUCAGAGUGCAUGUCGUAAAAUAUUUGCCUUGCAUGAAUAUGGUCCUCAGUCUUUAUUACUGGCACUGUGUAGUCACUCAGGCCCCUCCAAGAGCAACCCAAGAAUACUGAGCUGGGAGUAGGUCCUGAGUACUGGGUGUGGCCCCAAAACAAGACAAAAAAAAGUAUUGCAAAAUGUUUUGUUUCUGUAUUGGCUUCUCUAAUGAAAUCUCUUUGUAACCAAAAAAGCACUUUAUAACUACAAAAAUGAUUCUCCAACCUUGCAAAUCCCAUCAUAUCUAUUUAUGUAAAUCUUACUUUUCCCAUGAAACUAUUUCUGUAAACCUUAGUUUUCCUAUGAAAGAAUGGUCUUGUCUACAUGUAUUUUUUAGUAUUACCUUUCUUAGUAUUUUUUAACUUCUUGUUUAGCUUUAAACAGAAGAGGAUAAAUAUUCUAUUUGGACACUAGAUGGCGCUGUUAGCACAAAAUAAAGCAAACCCCCCCACCCCAUUUUUUUCCCCUGAAAUUUGAACUGUUGAAUUGAUUGUAUUAAAGCAAGGUUUCUCAAUAAAUAUUUGUUACCUGU
This is a messenger RNA of Sorex fumeus (smoky shrew), 7259 nucleotides long. RefSeq names its product myopalladin (gene MYPN). The coding region runs from base 147 to 4112 and encodes 1321 amino acids. The record is from RefSeq and is a predicted model, not a curated record. Lineage: Eukaryota; Metazoa; Chordata; Mammalia; Eulipotyphla; Soricidae. The transcript has 20 exons.